ACCGUUCCUGCACGAAUUCGUAUGUUUGGAGAGAUCAUGCUGUUAUACACAAGAUUGGUGUUAGAUUGAUACUAAUCCAGUCACAAAAAAGUCAUAAAAAAAAUCAAAUUUUUAUGACAAAAGCAUUUCAGCAGCAUAAAAGAAUGUUCAAAGAUAAGUUUAACGAUCAUUAAGAUGUGUAUAGAUAGUUAGAAACAGAGCAAAGAUUGAUUAUAAUAAUCAAUAACUAUGAAAUUGAAGAUGGUUAAACAAAAAGUAACCAUUCGACUAAUUCGACACCCCCAAGCACGCGGUUUGAAAAUGGCGGGAAAAUAGUUUGUAUACAAAGCGUGUGAGAAGAGAGAAGAUGGCGCUCUUGCUUCUCUCAUUCUCAUGCUCACUCCUCUCGCGAAUGCUACUCUCGCGCUCGCAUUAGAAUAUGAAUUUCGAAGCACAACAACACCAGGCACCUCCACCGAUAUCGUGAAGAGUAGUGAGCCGUCGUCAUGGUACCGCCGUACCAGACUGGGAUAGUCGUUGUGGCGGUUUCAUCCUUUCAGUUGCGUCGGGCUGCUGGCUGCCAACGGAUCUUUGGAGGAAUCGUCCAAGAAGUGGCGUCAACGGAGUCGUUGAUGGAAGUGAUUUGUGUUGAGAUUGUAGCACUCUGUUGAGCUGAUGUUUUGUGCUGACAAUUACUGAUAACGAACGGGUACGAAUUGUAAAUUGGGGUGAUAGUGAAGAGACAAUGGUCUUAUUAGACAAAACGUGGUGGACUUAGGCGGUUGUAUUAAGUGGAAGGAAAUCAAAGUAGCUGCGGGUGCUGUUAAAUGGAUGUGAAAAUAUAUACAACAGUGUUUAUUGCGAUCAUUGUAAGAGCGACAGCAACAGUUCCAGGCUGUUGAAUAAAUAAUCCAGCAAGCUUUUACCGGAAUGGUGGCGAAAGUGGAUAAUUGAAUGUACAAACAUUAAUCUGCACCAAGCUCAUUGGAGUAAUUGACGAGGUCGUGGAGGAGUUCGGUCUGCAGAUCGGGUCAGCGAUAGUGACGAUGAUCCAAGACGCGAUGGAGCUGGUGCGCGUUGAUCUCGCGAAAGCGAACGGAAGCUACUAUGGUCAAACAUCACUGAUCGAUGCUGAGGGGCGAGUGGGCGAUGGACAGGAUGGACAAAUUCAGUUCGAUAGGCUCGAGUUCGAGAGUCCGGAAGACUUAAUGCGCCAUCUGUACUAUACGUGCAUGCGUUCGAACGUGUCCGAACCGCCCUGGACGACCGAUGGUAGUACGACAUUUUGUCCCCGGCGCUUCGACGGGUGGUCCUGCUGGGAACCGACACUGGCGGGUACGGUGGCGGAAAAUUUUUGUCCAAAGUUUAUACUGGGCUUUGAUCCACGUCGACUAGCCUACCGUACAUGUCACGAGAAUGGAUCCUGGUUCGUACACCCGCUCUCCGGCCGGGAAUGGUCCAACUACACGAACUGUAUCGACACGGAAGAUAUGCAGCUUCGUCGGUUGGUGAACGACAUCUACAUCGGUGGAUACACGGUUUCCUUCUUAACGCUAAUUAUCUCGCUGUGUAUCUUUCAUAGCUUUCGAACAUUAAAAUGCACCCGCAUACGGAUCCACAUCCAUUUGUUCACCUCAUUGGCACUGAGCUGUCUGUUUUGGAUCUUCUGGUACAAGUUUGUCGUCGAGGAUCCGGAUGUCCUGAAUGCAAAUACGGGCUGGUGCGUUGGACUCCACAUUCUGCUACACUACCUGAUGCUGGUUAAUUAUUUUUGGAUGUUUUGCGAAGGACUUCACCUGCAUCUCGUGCUCGUUAUAGUCUUCAUCAAGGAUAUUGUCGCAAUGCGUUGGUUUGUCACGAUCGGUUGGAUAUUGCCGGUGGUGUUGGUGAGCCUGUACGCCCUCGUCCGCAACACACUCGAACCACUCGAUACGGAGCACUGCUGGAUGAACGAAAGCCACGCUAUGUGGUUACUGACGAUUCCGGUGUGCUUUUCACUGGUCGCCUCCCUGGUGUUUCUUAUCAACGUCGUCCGAGUGUUGCUGACGAAGCUAAGCUCCACCUCACCCCAUCCCGCACCGCUCGGGCUGCGGAAAGCCACACGUGCAACGUUGAUUCUGAUACCGCUGUUCGGUUUGCAGCACAUCCUGCUGCCGUUGCGACCGGAGAAAGGAUGCUCGGUGGAACGGUACUAUCAGAUCGGGGCCGCCCUGCUGAUCAGUCUGCAAGGUUUGUGCGUUUCGUGCCUGUUCUGCUUCGCCAACCACGACGUAAUCUUUGCGGUACAGUGCUACCUGAGCCGAUUUUUCCCCGACCUUGUGACACAUCCAUUUCUCGAGAGCAAUGGAGGGCAACCGGCCACGCAGAGCCGAGACGUGGUCGUAUGACUACUGCACGGUCGUCGCUCCACACCGACGAGUGUAAGUCAGCGCGAACCGUCACCCCAGGUGGGACAGUGCGCUGUCUAAAGUGGUGCCGCCGUCCGUCGAAGGAACGAAGGAGGCUCUCACUCUUUCCUCUCUGUACUUCGGUGUCCCUGUUUCCCCAUCCGUACGGUCCAUGUAGACGCGGUAGGUGUCCUCUCGAUGAUAGGAUUUUCGGGUUGAACUCACAUGAUGUAUAGCCAGAACUAGUCGAUGUUCAUAUUUCGAUGUUGCUGUGGUGAAUAAUCGUAAAUGUACAAAUGUAGUGUUUCAUCUCAGAUUCUCGUACGAGCGCAAAGCAUGCGAUGGUAGUGUACGGCAGUUUACUGCGAACCUUUAGAAGACUAAAAAUAUAUUUAACAUUAUGACUAUAGCGCUGGGACAUUCUAGCGAUGCAUCCGGUGCUGGAAGAAAGAAUGAAGAAAUAAAGAAUAUUUUUACUUAUCGACAAGGAAUUUCGUUGUUUAUGCGACCGUGUUUUCUCUCCCAGACUCCAGUUCACCCGGGAAUGAGGAAGGUGGCCACCGCACGGAAAGGUAAAUCGAUUUCGCUUCAAGUUUUGCUUUCAUGUACAUACAUAUAAAAGAUUACAUUGCGAAUCUCGGCCAAUUUCUGUGAUUCGAGAAUCGGUAUACGUCUGCGGAUUAAAUUUUCAUGUGAAACGUUCCUUUUCCUUCUGACGGUGGAGGUGGACAUGAAUACGGGAGAUAACGAGGACCGUGUACGGCAGGUAUGUCAAAUGAAUGAUGGCUUUUAAUCUGAUUGUGGCGUUUGUUUGCAAUAUCCAAUAUGAAUUAUGCUUUGAUGGAUUGAUUAUGGAACAAUAUUUGCACUGCUGCUUACGAGAAGUAAUUGAUUUUGUUAUUAAAAUGGAGUAUUAUUGAAAGGGUAAAGUUCAUCAGCCCAGACAUGUUUGUUUCAUCACUAAAAGGUAAAUAUUUAUUUGCGUAAAUUCCAGUUUUGUUCAAAAGCUUAUUAGCAACCAGUUAUACAGUUUCGUCAACUGCGAACUGCGUGCGUGGACUUUGAAUUCGCAUCUCACCUAUAGAUGUCUCUGGUCGCUGUAAUAAACUGUGCGAAUUGUAACAAUGUAAUGUUAUACUGUUCGACUUGCCGUUCUUCUAUCGGCAAGAGAAGCAUUUUAAAAUAUUU
Anopheles funestus (African malaria mosquito) is the source of this 3554-nucleotide messenger RNA. RefSeq names its product calcitonin gene-related peptide type 1 receptor (gene hec). The transcript is spliced from 10 exons. Lineage: Eukaryota; Metazoa; Arthropoda; Insecta; Diptera; Culicidae. Gene Ontology annotation, cellular component: plasma membrane. Gene Ontology annotation, molecular function: G protein-coupled peptide receptor activity. The record is from RefSeq and is a predicted model, not a curated record. Bases 1026 to 2366 code for a protein of 446 amino acids. Gene Ontology annotation, biological process: adenylate cyclase-modulating G protein-coupled receptor signaling pathway; cell surface receptor signaling pathway.